AUGACUAUGGAGGAGGAUAAACCUUCAACAACUGUAGCAGAGCCAUCUGUUGCAGCAGUCCCAAUUGCUCCAGUUCGACCUCCCGUACCGAGGCCGCCGGCGCCACAAAAUGGUGAAGCGAGGGCGAGUACGAGCGACUCUGAUUCCGAUUCGGCGGGCCCUCCCCGAGCCACCGGCGUUUCGGGUGCCGAAUACGAAAUAUCGGAAGAGAGCAGAGUGGUGAGAGAGCGACAGGAGAAAGCAAUUCAAGAACUGUUGAUGAAGCGCCGUGCUUCUGCUCUUGCUGUUCCCACUAACGACAUGGCUGUGAGGGCUCGUCUUCGGCGGCUCGGCGAACCCAUUACUCUUUUCGGAGAAAGAGAGAUGGAGAGGCGAGACAGGUUGAGGAUGAUCAUGGCAAGGCUUGAUUCGCAAGGCGAGUUGGAGAAGUUGUUGAAAGUUCAUGAGGAGGAGGAGGCUGCCGCUUCUGCUGCAUUGGAAGAUGGUGAUGAUCAAAUGGUUCAGUACCCUUUUUACACUGAAGGAUCCAAAGCUUUGAUGAAUGCGAGAAUUGACAUUGCAAAGUACUCCAUUAAGAGGGCAGCUUCGCGGCUUGAACGGGCUCGAAGGAAGAAGGAUGACCCAGAUGAGGAUAUGGAUGCAGAGUUGGACUGGGCUUUGAGGCAGGCAUCAAGUUUGGAACUUGAUUGUAGUGAGAUUGGGGAUGAUAGGCCACUUUCUGGUUGUUCUUUCUCACAUGAUGGAAAACUGCUUGCCACUUGUGCUAUAAGUGGAGUUGCCAAGUUGUGGAGCAUGCCUGAAGCAAAGAAGUUUGCCACCUUGAAGGGACACUCAGAGCGCCUGACUGAUGUUCAGUUUUCUCCUGUUCAUAACCUCGUAGCAACUGCUUCUGCUGACCGGACUGCAAAGUUGUGGAACACUGAAGGAUCUCAGCUGGUGACAUUUAAGGGCCAUUUGGACCGUCUUGCACGUAUUGCCUUCCAUCCAUCAGGAAAAUAUUUAGGUACAACUAGCUUUGACAAGACAUGGAGGCUAUGGGAUGUAGAAACUAGUGAAGAGUUGCUUCUUCAAGAAGGUCACAGUAGGAGUGUCUACGGGAUAGCAUUCCACCCUGACGGAUCAUUGGUGGCAUCUUCUGGACUGGAUGCACUUGCUCGUGUUUGGGACCUCCGUACGGGUAGAAGUAUUCUUGCCUUGGAAGGCCAUGUCAAGAAAGUUCUAGCACUCAGUUUCUCGGCAAAUGGCUAUUAUUUAGCCAGUGGGGGUGAAGACAACACUUGCAGGAUAUGGGAUUUAAGAAAAAAGAAAUCCAUAUACAUCAUUCCAGCACAUUCCAAUCUCAUAUCACAGGUCAAAUUUGAGCCUCAAGAGGGAUAUUUCUUAGUAACUGCUUCGUAUGAUUUGACAACAAAGAUAUGGUCAGCCCGAGAUUUUAAGCCUGUCAGGACGCUCUCUGGACAUGAAGCAAAAAUUACUUCUUUGGAUAUUGCAGGAGAUGGGCAUCAAAUUGCUACCGUAUCACAUGACCGAACCAUCAAACUAUGGUCCAGCAGUACCAAUGAGAAGGAUCAGGCAAUGGAUUUUGGGGUCCUGAGCUUCAUACAAUCUUCUCAAAGAGCCAUGGGAGCCAUUUCAACUAACCCUUUGUUCUCCAUGGCAAUAGCUCUCGUGUUAUCUGCUACUUAUUUGUUCCCUUUCUCUCUUAGACAAGCUGAUCGUAAUGGUGGCUUCAGUGUGGAGCUUAUUCACCACGACUCUCCCAUGUCUCCUCUCUAUAAUCCUUCAGAAACACCGUCACGUGUGAGAAAUGCUUUGCAGCAUUCCAUUAACCGUGUCGAUUUCUUGAGCACAACUUCAUUCCCUUCAAACAUGCCUAAAUCUACAAUAAUAUCAGACAUGGGUGAAUAUCUCAUGAAAAUAUCAAUAGGUACACCUCCUUGGGAAUUCUUUGGCGUUGCAGAUACAGGUAGUGAUCUUAUCUGGACGCAAUGCAUGCCUUGCACCAACUGUUACAAGCAGAAAGCACCAAUCUUUGAUCCGAAAAAUUCCAAAACUUAG
Molecule: messenger RNA, 2058 nt
Organism: Prunus armeniaca (apricot)
Lineage: Eukaryota; Viridiplantae; Streptophyta; Magnoliopsida; Rosales; Rosaceae
Source: the annotation of a GenBank genome assembly